AUGGCUCCAAAGCAAGAAUCUCGAAAAAAGCGCCUGCCCCUGACACAUUUUCUCUGUCUGCCUCUGGUGAACACGACAUCAAUCCCACAGCUCGAAGCAUCUAUCACGGCUUUUAGAGCAGCCUAUCCACCAGUACGGGUUGUAGAUCUGCCGAAGUACUCAGAAGAAUCAGGGAAUGGCCAUACUUCCCACCCAGUUAUCCCUGUAGGGGCAGUGCGUCCGCUAGGAACGCUCCAUCUGACAUUGGGAGUCAUGAGUCUUCCGACGAAGGAGCGAUUAGAAGAGGCCCUUGCCUUUUUCGAAUCGAUUGAUAUAGCAAAGAUCAUGCACGAGGUAAAACCUGUCGCUUCCCAGCCUCAAGAUAAAUUCGACACUCCAUUACAUCCAGUUCAGUCAGGAUAUUUUUCGGUACCGAGCAAAUCCGGACAAUCCGGACAAUCCAUCCUUAACACGGAUCAACCAUUCAUCGUGAAUCUAGAGUCUCUACAUGCCCUACCUCGAGCAGAAGCCGCAACUGUUUUAUAUGCUUCUCCAUCUGAUCCUACAGAGCGUCUUUACCCAUUUUGUGUAAUGCUCCGGGAUAAAUUCAUCAAAGCAGGCUUUCUACAGGAAGAAAUGGCUCAGAAACCAAAUUCUCAUUCUCGAAAGCCAGAACCGCGCCCUUUACUUCUUCAUGCUACUCUUAUAAACACAAUAUAUGUCCGACAACCAAAAAAUCACCAAAAUUCCACUCAAAGGGGUAAAAGACCAAAGCGUAUUGAAAUUGAUGCUCGAGAUCUCCUAGAGCGUUACCAGAAUUAUUACAUAGACGAGCAAAGGACGAAGCCUCGUAUGGAUACUACGACCUCCAUUGAGCCUGAGAAUAAGGGAUCCUCCACUGAGAACACAAUAUCCGAACCUCAAUUUCCUUUUUUGUGGGCGAGGGAAAUUUCACUUGAAUCAAUUUCCAUAUGCGAAAUGGGGGCGAAGAAGCUCCCUAAAGUUGACAGUCGUGGCAAUCCCCAGACAUUAAAUGCACGGCUGGGUGAGAAGUACACACUUGUCGCACAGCGAAGCUUAUAUUUUAAGCAAAGGCCUUUAUACUGA
Penicillium taxi is the source of this 1086-nucleotide messenger RNA. RefSeq lists its product as uncharacterized. Bases 1 to 1086 code for a protein of 361 amino acids. The transcript has a single exon. NCBI's taxonomy places the organism in Eukaryota, Fungi, Ascomycota, Eurotiomycetes, Eurotiales, Aspergillaceae. The record is from RefSeq and is a predicted model, not a curated record. Gene Ontology annotation, biological process: DNA alkylation repair; regulation of DNA-templated transcription. Gene Ontology annotation, cellular component: nucleus.